Molecule: messenger RNA, 7224 nt
Organism: Rhododendron vialii
Lineage: Eukaryota; Viridiplantae; Streptophyta; Magnoliopsida; Ericales; Ericaceae
Product: ATP-dependent helicase BRM-like
Exons: 14
Coding region: 1016-7006 (1996 amino acids)
Biological process (GO): positive regulation of transcription by RNA polymerase II
Cellular component (GO): nucleus
Molecular function (GO): ATP-dependent chromatin remodeler activity; ATP binding; protein binding
Source: RefSeq, a predicted model, not a curated record
UGCUGCAAUUACAUCGUUUUUUUAGUUGAAUUGACAAAUGGGUUUUGGAAUUUGAGUUGUUUUCUAUGGUGGGUUGGAGCUAGUUUAGUUUAAUUUUGUGUCAAUUCAGAUACUUUGGAAUUUGAGGCAGCAGUUUAUCAUUUGCGUACAUUUAAACUACCGUCUUGCCUGUUCGAUGCUCAUGGACUGAAAAAAAACAUCAGUGCGAACUCGUUUUAUUCUAGGUAACUACAUAGUAUAUAUUAUAGAUUUUAGGCGUUGGAAGCCAUGAGUUUUUGUGAGUAGAGUGUCCAAUGGCAUAAUUAACUACAUUUAUUAGAACACUUUGAUGUAAAUACCCAUAUCAGUUUCAAGUAAUCAGCUUAUCUGCUAAAAAAUUUAAGCUGGACUUAUCUAAUUUUGAUUAACAAAAACAGUGGCGCGACUUCUGAGCUGUACUCUUUGAUUCUACUAUCAUGAUUUAUUAGGUUAUUUUUCUUUUUCCUUUGUGCUUUUAAAUUAUCAACAUUAGGACAAGGAGUUAAAUUUGGUGAGGUGGCGGCCAUUAAGAUGGGUAUUUCGGGGGUUAGGGUGUCUAGUAAUUAAGUAUUUAACGGGGGCUGAAAUUUUGUUGAAGAUCAAAAGUUUGUUUGUCGGAUUCACUCACGAAAAAGUUCAAAAGAACAUUGGAGCUUUCAUAGGGCAUUGCUACGCCCCAUAUAGCUAGUCACUGCAGCGACAAUUGCUUAGAAAGCCUGAAGGAAAUGAAGCCAUUCCUGCCUACACAGCUGGCAGUCGCCAUGGUAUCUUGUCAGGCGGCAGUUUGGUUUCAUCUUCUGGUGGGUCACAACAUCCUGAACAAUCCAAGAAGUUCAUCGAUUUGGGUAAACAACAGGUUGCUUCCCACUUCUGGGAGGAGGGCCACAAUAGGAGUCAGGGCAUUGAGCAACAAGUGCUGAAUCCAGUCCAUCAACCUUAUCUCCAAUAUUCUUUCCAAGCAGCCCAACAGAAAUCAGCCCCUGGGAUCCAAGCAAAAAUGGGAAUGGUGGGGCCACUAGCAGCAAAAGACCAGGACAUGCGGAUGGGUAAUCUUAGGAUGCAGGAGCUGAUGCCUAUUCACGCUAAUAACCAAGCCCAAUCAUUGUCAUCCAAGAAACCUUUAGAACAUACACAACAGGCAGUCUCUAAUCAAAGGAUUGGUUCAAAACCACCUCCAACCCAGGCAACAUCGAUGGGCCAAUUAAUGCAGGAAAAUAUGAUUAGACCUAUGCUGGCCCCAGAGGCCCAGCAAAGCAUGGCAAAUAACCGACUUGCUAUGGCUGCACAGAUGGAGGCUUUGGCACGUGAGCGAAAUAUUGAUUUGUCCAUUCCAUCAAACGCCCACUUGAUGGCUCAGCUUAUUCCUCUCUUGCAGUCUAGGAUGAUUACACAGCAAAAGGCACAUGAAAACAGUAUGCAGUCUUCUUCGCCUGUCUCCUUGCCAAAGCAGCAGAUUGCUUCUCUUCAAGUUUCUAGUGUGAGCUCUCCCCGUGGAAAUUCUUCAAAUGACCCAACAGUGAACAAUCCUAACAACAGCCUGGCACAACAGAUUUCUUUUAUUGGAAGAGAGAACCAGGUGCCUCAGAGACAGACCAUGAUGUUUGGUAACGGAAUGGGUCCCAUCACUGGCUUUGAUCACUCAUCCCAUGCAAAAAGCCUACCACCUGGUCUAGAAACUUCACAAGUGCAAAAUUCCAGGCAAUCGAACAGAAGUUCUCCAAAAUCUACAGCUUCAUCUGUUGAGGGAGGUGUGGGAAAUGCUUUCUCAGCUCAGGGUGGCGUGGCUCCCCAGAUGCAACAAGAGCAUACUGUGUUUACCAAACAGCAACUGCAUGUUCUUAAAGCACAAAUACUGGCAUUCAGGCGUCUGAAGAAAGGAGAUGUAACUCUUCCACAAGAGCUACUUCGAUCCAUUGCCCCACCACCACUUGAAACGCAGCUGCAGCAGGUGUUUCUUCCUUCUGGAACAGUUAAUCAGGAUAGACUUGAUGGAGAAAAUGCAGAAGACUCUGCAAAACAAUCGGAGGCCAGUAGGAAGGAUCCUGAGGUUUUAGCAUCGUCCAGUGGGAAGAAGAGUCCAAUAGUUGAAGGUCUGACAAGAGAUGAGAAAGCAGCUUUGACGAAAGAGCCUGUAUCAGUGUUUCCUUCUGGAAAGGAAGAGCAGCAACCUGGAAUAUUAUCUGUUAAGCCGGAACAGGAAGUUGAACGUGGUAACCAGAAAACUCUUGUUAGAAGUGAGUUUACAGUCGAUAGGGAAAAGACAGUUACACCACAGAUUUCUGAUACAACUCAAGCUGAGAAACCAGUUCAAGCAACCAAUCCGCCUCAGCAAAAGGAUGUUGGCUCUUCCAAAAAGUAUCACGGACCACUAUAUGAUUUUCCGCAUUUCACUCGUAAACCCGACUAUGACGUCUAUGCUUUGAGAUUGGGAUACGAGGUCAAGGAUCUGCUUCUUGAGGAAGGCAUAGAUAUGCUUAGCAAGAGAAGGGCAGAAAAUUCAGAGAAGAUAAGCGGUUUACUAGCAGUGAACUUAGAGAGGAAAAGGAUUAGGCCAGAUCUUGUCUUGCAGCUGCAAAUUGAAGCAAAGAAACUUCGACUUUUGGAUCUUCAAUCACGCUUGAGGGAUGAAGUUAAUCUACAACAGAAGGAAAUAAUGGGAAUGCCUGAUAGGCCAUAUCGUAAAUUUGUUCGACUCUGUGAGCGUCAACGCGUGGAGCUCACUAGGCAAGUACAGGCCUCUCAGAAAGCCAUUAGAGAGAAACAACUGAAAUCCAUUUUUCAGUGGCGUAAGAAGCUCCUUGAGGCCCACUGGGCCAUUCGCGAUGCGCGGACUGCCCGUAACAGGGGAGUUGCAAAACAUCAUGAGAAAAUGCUGAGAGAGUUCUCAAAAACAAAGGACGAUGAUCGGAAUAAACGGAUGGAAGCAUUGAAGAACAAUGAUGUUGAGAGGUAUAGGGAAAUGUUGCUGGAGCAGCAAACUAGCAUCUCUGGUGAUGCUUCUGAGAGAUAUGCUGUUCUCUCAUCAUUUUUAACACAGACGGAAGAAUAUCUUCAUAAAAUGGGAAGUAAAAUCACAGCCACAAAGAAUCAGCAGGAGGUUGAGGAAGCAGUAAAUGCUGCAGCAAAUGCUGCUCGGGCUCAGGGUCUAUCUGAUGAAGAAGUAAGGGCAGCAGCAGCUUGUGCCGGAGAGGAAGUAAUGAUAAGGAAUCAUUUCUCCAAAAUGAAUGCACCCAAGAAUAAUUCGUCUAUUAACAAGUACUACAACCUUGCACAUGCUGUGAAUGAAAGGGUUAUAAGGCAGCCCUCAAUGCUACGUGCUGGAACCUUACGCGACUAUCAACUUGUUGGAUUGCAAUGGAUGCUCUCAUUGUAUAACAACAAACUAAACGGAAUUUUGGCAGAUGAGAUGGGUCUUGGGAAGACUGUACAGGUGAUGGCAUUGAUUGCUUAUCUGAUGGAGUUCAAAGGAAACUAUGGCCCACAUCUUAUUAUAGUUCCUAAUGCUGUUUUGGUGAACUGGAAGAGCGAGUUACACAAGUGGUUGCCAUCCGUAUCCUGUAUUUAUUAUGUUGGUGUGAAGGAUCAACGGUCAAAAUUAUUUUCUCAGGAGGUUUCUGCCAUGAAAUUUAACAUCCUUGUGACAACUUAUGAGUUCAUCAUGUUUGACCGUUCGAAGCUUUCAAAAGUUGAUUGGAAGUAUAUCAUUAUCGACGAAGCGCAACGCAUGAAGGACAGAGAAUCAGUUCUAGCUCGAGAUCUUGAUAGAUAUCGGUGCCAGAGGCGCCUACUUCUAACUGGGACCCCUUUACAGAAUGAUCUUAAAGAACUCUGGUCACUUCUAAAUCUACUCCUUCCUGAAGUUUUUGAUAACCGGAAAGCGUUUCAUGAUUGGUUCUCGCAACCUUUUCAGAAGGAUGGUCCCACACAUAAUACAGAGGAUGACUGGCUUGAGACGGAGAAGAAGGUUAUCAUUAUCCACCGACUUCAUCAAAUUCUGGAGCCUUUUAUGCUCCGACGUCGCGUCGAAGAUGUGGAAGGCUCACUUCCACCCAAGGUCUCCAUUGUUCUAAGGUGUAGGAUGUCAGCUAUCCAGAGUUCCAUUUACGAUUGGAUUAAAUCGACGGGCACUCUUCGAGUUGAUCCUGAGGAUGAGGAGCGCAGGGUUCAAAAAAAUCCAUCUUACCAGGCUAAAACAUAUAAACCUCUAAACAAUAGAUGUAUGGAGCUCCGGAAGACUUGCAAUCAUCCCUUGCUCAAUUACCCUUAUUUCAACAACUUCUCUAAGGAUUUCCUUGUUAGGUCAUGUGGGAAAUUGUGGGUCCUAGACAGGAUCCUCAUAAAGCUUCAGAGAACAGGGCACAGAGUGCUGCUCUUCAGUACAAUGACAAAACUUCUUGAUCUAUUAGAGGAAUAUCUGCAGUGGCGUAGACUUGUUUACAGGCGGAUUGAUGGGACAACUAGUUUAGAAGACCGUGAAUCGGCUAUAAUUGAUUUUAGUAGCCCUAAUACUGACUGCUUCAUCUUCUUGCUUAGCAUUCGUGCCGCCGGACGGGGUUUAAAUCUUCAGACUGCUGACACAGUCAUCAUAUAUGAUCCAGAUCCAAACCCUAAGAACGAGGAACAGGCCGUUGCUAGGGCCCACCGCAUUGGACAGACAAGAGAAGUGAAAGUUAUUUAUAUGGAAGCAGUAGUUGACAAAAUCGCAAGCCAUCAGAAAGAGGAUGAAUUUCAAAGCGGUGGUUUAAGUGAUUCAGAGGAUGACCUGGUGGGUAAGGAUCGGUAUAUUGGAUCCAUUGAGGGGCUCAUACGCAAUAAUAUCCAACAGUAUAAGAUUGAUAUGGCGGAUGAGGUUAUUAAUGCAGGGCGGUUUGACCAGAGGACUACGCAUGAAGAGCGGCGCUUGACUUUGGAGACAUUGUUGCACGAUGAGGAAAGAUAUCAAGAAACUGUGCAUAAUGUCCCGUCGCUGCAGGAAGUAAACCGAAUGAUUGCUAGAAGUGAAGAAGAAGUAGAGCUCUUUGAUCAAAUGGAUGAAGUUUUUGACUGGACUGAGGAGAUGACGAGUUAUGGCCAGGUACCCCAGUGGCUUCGUGUCGGCACUAGAGAAGUGAAUGCUACUAUUGCUAGUUUGUCCAAAAAGCCAUCAAAGAAAACCUUAUUAGGAGGUAGUAUUGCCAUAGAAUCAAGUGAAGUGGCUUCUGAUGUAAUUGGGAAAAAGAGGGGACGUUCUACGGGUAAAAACAAGUUACCUAGUUACAGGGAGCUGGAAGAGGAGAAUGGGGAAUUCUCGGGAGAUAGUUCUGAAGAGAGGAAUGGGUAUGCUGGGCAGGAGGAGGAGGGAGAAAUUGGUGAAUAUGAGGAUGUAGAAUUUAGUGGUGCCAUUGGGGAACCUCCGAAUAACAACAAUCAAUCAGAAGAGGAAAGCACAAGAAACGAUAAAUUAGUUGAAGAAGCUGGUUCAUCAGGAUCGUCUUUGGACAGUCAAAAAAUGCCACCACAGGUGGUCUCGCCUUCUAUAUCUUCUCAAAAAUUCGGGUCGCUUUCUGCAUUAGAUGGCAGGCCAAGUUCUCUUUCUAAAAGACUGUCUGAAGAGUUAGAGGAAGGUGAAAUUGCUAUGUCCGGAGACUCUCAUCUGGUCCUCCAGCAAUCUAGAAGUGGUAUUCAGUAUUGUGAUGAAGGUGAAGGUGAUGGUGAGCAGGUUUUGCAACCCAAAAUAAAACGGAAGCGUAGUAUUAGGGUUCGUUCACGUCAUACCAUGGAAGGGACGAAAGGGAAAUACUCCAUUGAGAAACCAUCUCUCCAUGGUGGGAAUGUAUCUCAGUUGCCAUCUCAAGUUGACUAUAAAUAUGAACCACAUUUUCGGAAUCAUCCUGGGCUCAAAGUACUUGGAGAGCCCAAGGUUAUUAAGCCUGAUCAUUAUGAUUCAUCGUUGAAAAGUAGGCAGAGUAUGCCUUUGACGAGAAUCACGAGUACAUCAAAAGCACGUGCUUCGCUGAGAUCCAUUAGAUUAAAUUCUGCAUCUGCCCCUUCAGAAGACGCUGCUCAACAUUCUAGGGAAAGUUGGGAUGGUAAAGUUAUGAACACUAGUGGGACUUCAAUUGGCGGAAGUAAGAUGUCUGAUGUCAUUCAAAGAAGGUGCAAGACUGUAAUCAGCAGGUUCCAAAGGAAAAUAGACAAGGAAGGUCAUGAAAUCGUACCUCUGCUAACAGAUUUGUGGAAGAGGAUUGAAAACUCUGUUUACCUGAGUGGGGCUGCAAAUAGUCUUUUGGACCUGCGAAAGAUUGGUCAGCGUGUUGAGAGAGUCGAAUAUAAUGGAGUGAUGGAACUUGUGUUUGAUGUGCAGUUUAUGUUAAAGAGUGCAAUGCAGUAUUUUGGAUUCUCGCAGCAGGUGAGAACUGAAGCAAAGAAGGUUCAUGAUCUCUUCUUCAAAAUCCUAAAUAUUGCAUUCUCGGACACGGAUUUCCAAGAAGCUAAAAAUGCGCUCUCUUUCUCUAGCCCAGUAGCUACCUCCACAUCUGCUUCAUCUUUAAGACAGGAAGUUGCUGGCCCAAGCAAACCACCCAAAUUGAUAAAGGAGGUAGAUCCCGAUCCAAGUCCUCCCCAGAGGCCCCUAUCACGGGGGCCCGUUUCUAACAUUGAAGACAAAAAAACUCGAAUCCAUGUCCCUCAGAAGGAUGAUCUGCGAUUAUUAACUCACCCGGGGGAGCUUGUAAUUUGCAAAAAGAAGAGAAACGAGAGGGAAAAGUGUAUGUCGAAGCCGGGGAAUGGGUCACCGGGGCCCGUUUCACCUCCAAGCAUCGGUCACAAUAUUCAGAAUCCGGGGCCGGGGCCGGGGCUGACCAGGAGGGAGACGAGAUCAAGUCAGCGGCCUACCAAUCAACCACCUCAACAGGUGAUGGGUGGUGGUGCUGCUGGGGAAGUGAGUUGGGCGAAUCCGGUGAAGAGAUUGAGAACGGAUGCUGGGAAAAGGCGGCCCAGCCAUUUAUGAUCAAUUGAGUUGGAGGGUGGUGAAAAGGAUGCCCCCCUUAAGGCUUGUAGAAUUGCAGUGAGCUCAUAGUUGGUAGUGUAAUGUAAGCCUCUUAUGUUUUAUUUCUUGUAUCUUACUGCUAAUUGGAUUGAUGAUUCAUUCUGGCAAAGCACAAAUUUGUCUGGUACCUGUUGAAUUCUCGCCCAGAAAAUAAAAGGUUCAAUGCUUUGGGUUCAAAA